GACGUCUCUCUAUUGGUUCAGUCUAAUACAAAUUAACCUUCAGCUCAAAAGCAAACAAAAAUUUUGGGUUUGAGAAAAUUGGCGACAGAGAAUUACGAUGGAGUGCGUAUUCGGGCUCGUUGGGAAAGGAUUUGCUCUGGUGGUGGCGGACACAUCUGCAGUCCACAGUAUUCUGGUUCACAAAUCGAAUGAGGACAAGGUCAUGAUCCUUGAUUCGCACAAGCUUAUGGGUGCCAGUGGUGAAGCCGGAGAUAGGGUUCAAUUUACGGAGUAUAUUCAGAAAAAUGUGGCCUUGUACCAGUUCCGUAAUGGCAUUCCGCUGACUACAGCCGCUACUGCAAGUUUCACUAGAGGGGAGCUUGCUACUGCCUUGCGCAAGAACCCAUACUCAGUCAAUAUUGUUCUUGCUGGCUACGACAAGGAGACUGGUCCUUCGAUGUUCUACAUUGAUUACAUUGCUAGUCUUCACAAGGUUGAUAAGGUAGCAUUUGGCUAUGGCUCCUACUUCUCACUCGCCAUGAUGGAUAGACACUACCGGAAAGAUAUGACUAUUGAAGAAGCGAUUGAGCUGGUGGACAAGUGUAUAUUGGAGAUUCGCUCUAGAUUGGUUGUGGCACCUCCGAAUUUUGUGAUCAAGAUUGUUGAUGAGAAUGGAGCAAGAGAGUAUGCAUGGCGUGAAACUGUGAAGGAAGCCCCUGUUGCUUGAGACCUUUUCUUUUAGGAUUCUCUAAGAAUUAGCAAUUUCAAGUUUCAUAAGAUUGUUAUAUGAUUGUAUCAUGAAAUUCUUGAACUGCUGCCUCUAAUUUAGUGAUCCAUUGCAUGUUUUCUUGAAUAUGUUCUGAUGAGAAAUAUCCUUCUCAUCCACAUUGCAGUUAAGUCCAUUGCGAUCUGUUAUUUAAAUUUCUUGCUUCUUGUUGUGAUUCACAUAUAUGUGAUAUUAUUGUUGUAUUCAAUACAAAACUGUUCCACAGUCACGGUAAUAAGAUUGCCAACUGCAUUUGUGUAUUUUUGGAUUAGAUGGGCAACACGAUAAUCCUAAAUCAAAAUCAACUCACAAAAUUAGGUAAAGCUGAAGAACACUGCACUGUGCAAAGAGCAAAAAUCCCUUGUUGAAAUAUAGGGUUUCACUUCUUUUUUUGCCCAUAUAUAUUGGAGGACCAUCAAUACCCCUUCUCCCUAGUAUUUUCGGGCAUCGUUCUCAGGGAAAAGAAAAGAAAAGAAAAGAAAAAUUAGCAUUUUUAUUAGCGCAUGAAGUAUAACGUGUCACUAAA
This is a messenger RNA of Oldenlandia corymbosa var. corymbosa, 1271 nucleotides long. The record is from the annotation of a GenBank genome assembly. Lineage: Eukaryota; Viridiplantae; Streptophyta; Magnoliopsida; Gentianales; Rubiaceae.